AUGCUACGUCUACUGAAACCAAGGACGAUUUCCAGAUGUGCCAGAGUAGCGGUUCCCCGUUUCCAGAGCUCCAACAUGUCUAAUAUGGCGCUCUUUUCCCGAUCUUUAAGCGUCAGUCACAAGUUGAGCAAUGAGAGUCCCAAGAGCUCAGAUUCCAAGAUUCCGCUGGAAAGCCUCAAAGUGGAUAAGCCCAUGAUGAUGAUCGCUUUCACUUGCAAGAAAUGCGAAACGCGUUCGUCUCAUACUAUGUCCAAACAGGCCUACACGGGGGGCACGGUUUUGAUCCAGUGCCCGGGAUGCAAGAGCAGACAUUUGAUUGCAGACCACCUUAAAAUUUUCUCCGAUGAUCGACUAACAGUCCAGGACAUCUUGAAUGCCAAAGGAGAGUCUGUGUCGAUGACUACGGAGGACUUGGCAUUUGAAGACAUUCCUGAAAAACUCAGGUCCCUAAUUGGCCAUCACGCAAAGGACGCCCCAGAACAGCAGAAGCAGAAGCUGGAUAAUGAGAGCGUGCACCAGCUGCCUCCUACCAAACCUAACAAGCACUAG
Messenger RNA from Lachancea dasiensis, 549 nucleotides. NCBI's taxonomy places the organism in Eukaryota, Fungi, Ascomycota, Saccharomycetes, Saccharomycetales, Saccharomycetaceae. The record is from the annotation of a GenBank genome assembly.